UCCUCAUUCAUCAACAAACAAAUAGAACAAAUCAAUCAUUCUCAGGCAACAACCAAUCCAAGCAGAACUGCACACAAACAUUCAAAAAUGGCUGCAAAUCGUCGGAAGCAGGACGACAAAAAUUUAGAAAUUUUACGUGAACUCAUUUCAUUGAAUGGUAACAAAUAUUGUUUGGACUGUAACCAAAGAGGGCCUACGUACGUUAACACGACAAUCGGUUCUUUCGUUUGUUCAAAAUGUUCAGGAAUGUUACGUGGGCUCACGCCGCCUCAUCGAGUAAAGUCAAUAUCCAUGGCCACCUUUACUCCAGAGGAGAUAGAAUUCAUAAAGGCGAGGGGUAACGAUUAUUGCAGGCGCGUGUGGUUAGGUCUAUACCAGGGUGAAAGUGUAAACUUUAACGAUGAACAAAGCGUAAAAGAUUUUAUGUCCGAUAAGUAUGAGAAGAAACGAUACUACUUGGAUUCCCAGGUUAACAACACUAUUGUUAAUGGCAAUUCAUCACUGAAGAAUAAAACAAAAGUUAAAGUGAAUAAUACAGUAAGCCCCACUCCAUUGAUAUCAAUUUCAACAACUUUGCAACAACCGACGAAAGCUACAGUUAAUAACAAUACAAUGAGUCAGGCGAAAGUAGGGAACAAUAUACAUCCUGCAGUAAAUGACACCAAUCACAGAGUGGCUAGGCCUGUAAAUAACUACCAACAGCCACUGCUAAACAACAUUGCUAUGCCCACAUCCUCGUCCGUCACUGCUUCUGUACCUGAUUUUCCUGUUGAUUUUUCAACUGCCAACAUUUAUAACAGCAGCCAACAUAAUAACACAAACAACAAUGUAACAACACAAUCUUCUAAUGCUAUGUUCAAUGCUUUCAAUACUCCCACAUCAUCAUCAAAUGAUCGCUAUGCUGCCCUUGCAGAUUUGGACAUGGCAUUGAGACAACAAAAUUUAAAAAUCUUGGAGGAAGGCAGUAAUAUAAGCAAUAAAAACCCAUUCCAAAGCACGAGUACCAAUGACCUGUUUGCUAACAGUAAGAAUCCGUUCAAUGGCGGAUGGAGUGUGGCAACCCAUACGGUCCCAGUGAAUCCAUUUAUGCCUUCUACAAAUAGCGCGGGUUUUGUGAACUCCAAGAAUCCAUUCCUCUGAUAGGCUCUCGAAAACAUCGAGAGUGAACUCAGACCGAGAACAAAUGAAUGCAACAAUAGCACAAACCAAGCUACAAAGUUUAUUUAAAACGUAUAAUUACGAUUAAUUUAUAAAAUGUUUUGCUGUUGAUGGUUAAUCUUAGUGGAAAACUGACCCAAUGUGCUUAUUAUGGUUGUAAACUUAUGUGCCUCAAUCUGCCUUAAAUAUUUACAAAGAAAUUAUUAAUGUAGUAGAGUUGUCGAUAUUUGAAAUUACUAAAGUAUUUUGAUCGAUUUUUAAGAGAUUAUUGUAUGGAUGAAUUAUGAAUGCGCUGGUCCUAGCUAUAUUCUAAAUUAUUUUAAUUAGUAGUUAGUACGGAAACAAAUGUAAAGAGUCAAAGCUAAUAUUUUAGUGAUAAAAUUGUGACUAAACUGUAUACUUUCUAUAGGUACCUAUAAUGCAAAGCACGAUGACAUAAUGGCCAGCCUGUGCCUUGAAAGAUGAUUAGGGUAUCUCUUAUAAGUCCAUUAGACGAUACGAAUUAGAUUGGAUGUUAACGUCAUUGUAUUGCAGUCUGUUUAUAUUCUGCACUAUGUGUUAUGACACUAUAGAGAUACAUUAUUUGUUGCUCUCGUCCACAGUCAUAGGGAGAAAGCAACUUGCCAUAGUUUGGCAACACAAAGUGUAUACAAAUAAUCUUAAUUUGUUACAAAGUUGGCAACAGCUUAUCUAGUGAACAUUGUCAAUAAAUAUUUUUAGAUUGAGUUUAUAAUGUACCUGGUAAUUUUGCUUAAGAAUAUUUGACUAAUAAAUGGUUUGCGUAUCAAAUAAUCGUAGUAGACAUGAACAAAUUGAAGCAGGUAUUUUCUCUACUUGAUCAACUGCCAAAUGAUAUUUUUAAGUUUUUCCUUCCGAAGACUCCAGUAAAAGAGAUUGUUAACAACCAAUUGUAAAAUAAUUGUGAUGCAUUAAUACACAUUUUAUGGAAUUUUUCCGAAAAGACAUUUAAUUGCCUGAAAAUUGAGGUAGGUAUCCAUCAUUUAGUAUAAACAUAAAUGAUAUUUUAAUAAGCAAGAUACUUCGAUAUUGCGGCUGUUGUGUGCACGACGAUAAAUAAGGUCAGCAAGGAACCUGACCUAUAUUAUCUUAUUAUCUGUUAUCAAUCCCGUAGUUGUACUACGUUUGUAGCGGAAGUAGCGUAGUAUAUUAUGGCAUAAACCGCCCCCAACUUACAAUUGGACAAGCGCGCGGUAGAUUCAUCUUUAAAAAGAUCCCUUUUGGCAGUUGAUCUUGGUUUUAAUAUGCUGCCUUUCGCUUGUCGACGCUUUCUAACGCGAAUUAUUUUUUAUAUUAUAAUUAAGUUAUACAACACGUUUAUUCCUUUUUUUACUGUAAUGACAUUUUCUUCAUAUUUUCAACGUUAGCUUUAAUUCUUUUCGUUUUAAGCUUUUAAUUUUUAUACUUUCUAAUUCGACAAGUAAAUAUUUUACUGUAUUGAAAUUCAACGAGUGUCUCACGAAUUAAACAUUUUGUAAUGAUGGCUCUCAAAUGUAUUUCAUCUGUGAUUGUAAUCAGUAAUUUUAUAUUUUUACUCACAAUGAGCUCACUUGAACAAUUUUAUUUUCUAAUCAAUGCACAUUGCUAUUUAUUUAGUUCUUAAUAUAAUUGUUUUUUACUAUUUGAGCACUAAGAUCUGUUAAUUUAUAAUAAAGUUGUAAAAAAUUAAUCACUAUUAAAUUUUUUAUUAAAAAUUA
Messenger RNA from Amyelois transitella, 2873 nucleotides. It is a transcript of the gene drongo, whose product is annotated as arf-GAP domain and FG repeat-containing protein 1. NCBI's taxonomy places the organism in Eukaryota, Metazoa, Arthropoda, Insecta, Lepidoptera, Pyralidae. The transcript has 6 exons. The record is from RefSeq and is a predicted model, not a curated record. The coding region runs from base 88 to 1140 and encodes 350 amino acids. Gene Ontology annotation, molecular function: GTPase activator activity.